This is a messenger RNA of Blumeria graminis f. sp. triticale, 2226 nucleotides long. The record is from the annotation of a GenBank genome assembly. Lineage: Eukaryota; Fungi; Ascomycota; Leotiomycetes; Helotiales; Erysiphaceae.
AUGCCCUCACGUUCUUCAUGGCCAUUGCCUCUGAAUAUAGCUGCUGGAAUUUCCCUUGAAUCUCGGGAAACCUUAACGGGACAUCGGACACAGCAAUCUCGGUUCUCCUCUAUCAACCAUCAGCCUUCGCCAGCACCUGUAAUGGCAGACUGGAACCUAGCACAACAGCAUGAGCAACAUCGGCAACAACAUCAGCAACAGAUUCCUCCAUUACCUGCCUACCUCCCCAAUCAGUCACUCAUCGACACGCAGUACGGAAACUUUGCAGCCAACUAUAAUCAUCCGCAACUCGAAUAUAUGGACUUAGCUUCAAAUCAAGCCCCUUUUGAAUCUAAUCUUACAAUGGAUGCACCAUAUGCCGCAGUUACGUCCAAUAUUCACUCGCCAGCGCUUUGGGCCAACUGGGAGGAUUUCCAGAAUCAGUUAGCUUUUAAUGGAAAUGAUAGUCUACCUAGUGUUGGGAGACAGAGUCUCGGCAGUAACUCACCAACUGGCACAUACUUGGAAAUUAUCUCACUACCUAGCUCUGGGAGCGACAAUGGCUGGGCCACUGUGGAAAGCUAUCCUAAUAUCGAUACUUUUCAUCACAAUACAGCUGUCUUUAAUCCGGGUCAGACACUGCAUCUCCGGACAAACUCAGAAUCAUCUACCUCAGAUGGUACGGCACAAAAUUUAGAAUCCUGUAUAGGCAGCAGCUUUGAAGAUAUUUCAUCCUAUUCAUACUCGCCCUAUUCCCCCGCAUCCGACUACUGUACUAAGUUCGAAUCUCAUAAUUGCGUUUACAGUGAUUCUCACUCAAAUCCUUCUCACUCGCCUCCUCAGCCUAUAGUGACUAAUGAAAUGCCUAUCGCCACCCCAUCUAAGUCUACGGCAUCAUCCCUGGGUCGGACAAGCCCUACCAUCCCAUCAUCAACUCUUAUAGCCCGUCGGAACUCUGCUCCACGGAAAAGCCCCUCAUCAAAAACUCCAAAACCUAUAUUACGGCGUGCAUCAACGGGUAAAAAGGAUACUGAAAAGAGGGUUGGGCGAAGAAGAGGCCCACUAUUGCCCGAACAACGUAAACAAGCUAGUGAAAUAAGGAAGCUCCGUGCUUGCCUACGUUGCAAGUUUUUAAAGAAAACCUGUGACAAAGGUGAGCCCUGUGCCGGUUGUAAGCCUUCUCACGCUCGGCUAUGGCAAGUCCCAUGUACACGUAUUGAUAUUAAGGAUAUCGCAUACUUCAUGAAAGACUGGCGAGCUGACCAUGAACGUCUUGUUGGCUCCGGUGUCUCGGUAUAUAAUAUUAAAGGAUUUGCUCAGACAGAGCAGCUUAUUUGGAUAACUCACGGGUACGGAUUUGCAAUCCCAAUCAUGGCCCGAGAAGUUUUUGUGUCAGAUGAUAGUUGUUUUACAGUAGAAUGGAUUGAAAGCUUUCACAAACAGAACCUUGAAUUUGGGGCGCGCACGGAACGGAUGUCUGCCGGAUCUGAAGGAAUCUCAACAGAAGCACUAUCAGAGUACCUGGAUAAGCAUCUUGACGGACCAUUUGAGAAAUUCCUUGACGAAUAUUUUGAGGGAACGCCUUUCAUUACCGAUGUACUCAAAACAGCCCAUCGAUAUUACGUUAAAGAACAAGUGCCUGUAAUUCGAAAGGCCUUGAAGCUAGUGCUUGCUUAUAAUCUUACUCUUCACGUUACUAUGGUUGAACAACGUGGUAUCAACCACCACAUGGAAGGGCUAAUUGACAAUGUUUACUCGAAGUUCAAUGGUAAAAUUAUAGCGCCAGUGAUGAUUAACUUCCAGGUGAAGUGCGCUCUAGCCGACAUGUGGCGCGACCUGCAAAAGGAAAUUCUGGUGGAGUUAUCGUCCCUAUAUUCUAGUGUAUACAGUGGUGAUCGAUUGAAAAACUGGCCGACAAUAUUUAUGCUUGCGUCUAUACUUUUGGCGGUGUGGGAAGAGAUGCAAUUUGACUCACACUUCCGUGUGCCUGACCAAACAGCCGCGGAGAAGUUCUGCAACGACAUGGAAACGACGCCCCUACCAUCAUUUACAGAAUGGGAUACCCGACGUCACGGACAACUUUUGAAUAACAAUCUGGCUGUAUGUGAAGCCAUGACAGAAAUGAAAGAUCACGUGACCAAACACGAGACCUAUCUACGCACUAGACCAGAAGCGCGGUUUAACAGCUGUGAUUUCGAUUCUCUGUCAAAUAAAUUUUUGAGCAAGCUAGUCAUCCGAGCCAGCUAG